AGUGUAUUUGAUUCCAUGGUUGUCAUGGUAAGAGUGGGCAGUUAGUUGAUGGGUGAGCACUGAGCAGGCAUACCUAUCAUAAAAUUGCCAUACCAACCAUAUUUUCAUAUUAUGUCAUUUAAUACCUACUCAACGUCUCAACGUCGAACAUUAAAGUUUAUUGAUUUGAAAAUCACUCCGUUUCUCGUAGUUUAAUAACAAAUAACUUUCAAAUUCGCAAAACAUUGAUUGUAAUUUCUACUUCACUUUUGUGAACACAUUUAACUAAUUUCACCCAAUGGGUUCAAUUUCCAGCAGGAAAUUAUCUUCACCAACUCAAGUGAUGGCUGCUACUCAGUUUGUUAAAGAUGCAAUUGCGCAUGAUCCUAUUGUUAUUUUCUCAAAAUCAGACUGUGGCUACUGUCAGAUGGCCAAAGAAUGUUUUGACAAGUUGAAAGCUACUUACAAAUCUAUCGAUUUAGAUAAGAGACAAGACAUGGAUGAUAUUCAAGAUGCUUUAGAAGGAAUAACUGGUGCUCGCUCGGUGCCACGAGUGUUUGUUAAUGGUGUAUUUAUUGGUGGUGGCUCCGACGUAAGAAAAAUGUCUCAAAAUGGCAAGUUGGAAGAACUCUUGAAAAAAUAACUAUAAAACUAAGAUAAACAUACAUAAAUUAGAAACAAAAUUUAGUUCAAUAGUUCAAAUAUAUAUAUAUAUAUACCGUUUUUCAAGAAUAAUGUUUUAUUUCAAAAUAAUUCAAUGUCUUAAUAUAAAAAUUACAACUUAAA
This is a messenger RNA of Aphis gossypii (cotton aphid), 765 nucleotides long. RefSeq names its product glutaredoxin-2, mitochondrial-like. Gene Ontology annotation, cellular component: cytoplasm. Gene Ontology annotation, molecular function: glutathione disulfide oxidoreductase activity. Gene Ontology annotation, biological process: cellular response to oxidative stress. The coding region runs from base 278 to 622 and encodes 114 amino acids. The record is from RefSeq and is a predicted model, not a curated record. The transcript is spliced from 5 exons. NCBI's taxonomy places the organism in Eukaryota, Metazoa, Arthropoda, Insecta, Hemiptera, Aphididae.